AUGGCAUCUGCACCAAUCGGCUCCGGCGAACCUGCCCUCCCGCCUGUUGACCUGAAGCCUCUCUUGACCAAGCUCUGGCCCCUCGACAAUGAAGUCACUGCAGACGAGAUUGCCGAGGCAAUCUCCCACUUUUUCACAAACCAGGUCACAGAAGUCCAGACUGCCGCGCUGCUGAUGGCGCUGCACUUCACCAAGAUGGACCUGCGAGCAGACGUCCUCCAAAAGACUGCCGGCGUCAUGCUCAAGGCUGCUGCGCAGCGCCCCGUCGCCGAACUCGCAGCUGUGCUCGCAGAAAGAGGACGGAAAGAAGGUGUUUACAACGGCGGUUUAUGCGACAUCGUUGGAACUGGCGGCGACGGCCACAACACGUUCAAUGUCAGCACCGCGGCAUCUAUCCUGGCCUCCUCGCUCCUCAUGGUGUCCAAGCACGGAAACAUAGCCAGCACCUCCAAAUCCGGCAGCGCGGACAUCAUCAACAACAUGAAGCCCAGAGCCCCUGUCCUGAGCAAUGUGAAGCCCGACACCUUGGUCAGGAUCUACUCGGCCUCCAACUACGGCUUCCUGCUGGCGCCCGGCUUCCACACCGGCAUGCGGUACGUCGCGCCUGUCCGCAAGCAGCUGCCCUUCAGGACAAUCUUCAACAGCCUAGGCCCGCUGGCAAACCCAGUCGAUGACGUCUUGGAGGCGAGGGUCGUCGGCGUCGGAAGGAGCCUUCUGGGGCGUGCUUUUGCCGAGUCGCUGAAAAGCUCUGGUUGCCGCAAGGCCCUGGUCGUCUGCGGAGAGGAGGAACUCGACGAGAUUAGCUGCGCUGGCGGGACGCGCUGCUGGAUGCUCAAAGAGGACGCCAGCGGAGAGAUUGGCAUUGAGCACUUCACCCUGACGCCGGAGGACUUUGGGGCCGAGCGUCAUUCCCUUGACGAGGUGUCGCCGGGCAAGCAGCCGGCCGAGAAUGCCGAGAUCCUGCGUCGCAUCCUCUGCGGAGAGUUGCCAGAGAACGACCCCCUGAUUGACUUCAUCGCCAUAAACGCAGCCGCCCUGUUCGUGGUGGCAGGGGUGUGCGAGGCCGACACCAGCAGCAUGGGCCACGGAGACGACGGCAACGUCAUUCUAGAACGUGGUGUCGCAGGUCAGCGCUGGAAAGAAGGAUACAGGAGGGCCAAAUGGGCCAUCAAGAGCGGUCAGGCCUGGAAACAGUGGCAGGCCUUUGUUCAAGUUACAAACGACAUCAGCUCGUGA
Ustilaginoidea virens is the source of this 1236-nucleotide messenger RNA. RefSeq lists its product as uncharacterized. Gene Ontology annotation, cellular component: cytosol. The record is from RefSeq and is a predicted model, not a curated record. The transcript is spliced from 2 exons. Gene Ontology annotation, molecular function: anthranilate phosphoribosyltransferase activity. Lineage: Eukaryota; Fungi; Ascomycota; Sordariomycetes; Hypocreales; Clavicipitaceae. The coding region runs from base 1 to 1236 and encodes 411 amino acids. Gene Ontology annotation, biological process: L-tryptophan biosynthetic process.